GGCUAUUCUUGGGCUGAAUCUUGAUUCUAUCUCAUCUAUUUAUAAGAGAAGAGUAUAGUCGGUUUUUUCCGUUAGUGAAAAUAUAGUUUCAAUUCUCACUCUCUGCAUUUUCUAGUUACUCUUCUCUGCAUCAGUUUGUUAUUCUGCUACUGGCUCUGGGUUAUUCUUGGCAAUCUCUUCUUGAUUCAUUGUUCCUCAUGGACGAACUCAGGGAUGAUCGUCACAAUCAUGAUUCGGCUAGUGACUAUGAUAAUGAGGAAAUUAUUUCAAUUGCAGAGGAAGAUAUCUCUGGAGGAGUUAAUAUUUGUUUUAAAAGUCUCAUUGGUAGAGUUUUUGCUGCAAGAUCCUUUUCGGUUAGCACUAUGAAGAAUGCAUUUAAAGCAAUAUGGAAUAGAUCUAAGGGGUUUCAGGUGGAGAUGAAGGGUCAUAACCAAUUUCAAUUUUUCUUUGAUAAGGAGACUGAUGUGGUGAGAAUUGAAAGAGGGUCACCAUGGCUCUUCAAGAAUUACAUUCUCCACGUUCAAAGGUGGAAGGCUGCUGAAAAUUCAGGGGAGGGAGUGAUCACAACGAUUCCUAUUUGGGUUCAAUUUUGGGGCUUGCCAGAACAGUUCAAAACCUUGGAGGUUGGAUCUAAAUUGGGAAGAAGCCUAGGUGAGAUUGAAGAUAUUGGUUUCUUCCAAGUUAGAGGGAAGGAAACCAGAAUUAUUAAGGCUAAGUGAUGAUCAAUGGCGAGAAAAGACUGAAGGAUAAUCUCAAGUUGGCAGGACCAGAUCAGAAGACUAUUGAAAUUGGCCUUAAAUAUGAGCGCAUUGGAAAGUUUUGUACUUAUUGUGCUUGUCUAGGGCAUGAUUCAAAACAAUGUCAAAAAAGACCGAAUUGGCGACUGGGUUAAAACCGAUCAGGUAGGAAGAAGAAUGAUUAAUUGAAGGCAAGGGGAAUAGCAAGCAAGACUGAUCUUGGUAAAAUUCUUCUUCUUUAGUUUAUUCGUUCACUUCUUUUUCACUUGUAUGAAGAAAUUCUUUGGGAAACCCCACUUCUUUUGCUGUAAUGUCCUGCAUU
This is a messenger RNA of Arachis duranensis, 1059 nucleotides long. RefSeq lists its product as uncharacterized. The transcript has 2 exons. Bases 198 to 719 code for a protein of 173 amino acids. Lineage: Eukaryota; Viridiplantae; Streptophyta; Magnoliopsida; Fabales; Fabaceae. The record is from RefSeq and is a predicted model, not a curated record.